AUGGGCAAGCGCAAGGCUGCAGCUAACGACUCCGGCGAAGAGUACGAACAGCCAGACUCGGACAAUGACCAGGAUCAAUCCUCUUCGGACGAGAACGAAGUCGUCGAACCUGAGCCGGCCCCACGCAGCAAACGAACUCGAAACCCUAGUAGCAAACAAGAUGCCAUCAACAGUGGUACAGAGGCUGCCAAAAUCGCGGCGCUUCAAAAGCAGAUUGAUAAGCUCAGGAAGACUGGAAAGAAGGGGGCUAAAAGUGUGGCGCGUGCUGUUGAAGACGAGAACGACCUUGAAAGCCAAGACGAGGAUGAUCUGGGCUUGGCAGCGUUCAAAGGCAGCAGCAAGACCAAGGCUGUUAUCGUGAUGGGUGACACCGGUAGGCCUGAAGGACUCAAUAUACGCGAAGUCGCUAGGUCCAAGCCCUCCAAGUCGGUCUCAGGAAACGGGCCAGUUCAAGCAGUACAGGCCAUUGGCCGACACCGCUCCACAAGUACCCGCCCAUUGGAGGUACAGAAAGCAAACGGUAGAGGGCAACAGACCGUUGAAAGCUAUCCGGACGGUUCACCGGACAUAGCAGUUGACGAAACUGAAACGACUUCCUCAUCGCACAAACAGACCACCGGCGCCGCUGAGGCACAAGCGGAUCCUGGACGAAACGAUGACGGGAGCAAUGAAGGUGCGCGGAAGAAGAAGAAGCGAAAGACGACUGACAGCGGGAAGGAGCAGGUACUAACUGAUACCGCGAAAGCAAUUCCGCCACCGUUGAAUCCUGGCAUUAGCCCAACUUCGACUAAAGUGAGGGCGGGCGAUUACCCCGACACCGUCAAGCCAAUCAUACUUGCUGCGGUCAAACGUUACAAGGCGCCGCUGCUCAGCCUUGGUGGGUACAUAGCCGACACUGAUCGCUUCAAGUGGGCAGGCCAUAGCUGGAUAGACGAGUGCCGCGAAAGGGAAGCGAACUAUACGUCUGAUCUCCGUGUCUGCAAAGUUAUCAAGGCCCGCGGCCCAAACAUACGUGGUGAUGCCAUGAAGGCACUUCGUCCCAUCGUUGUUGCGGUGUUCGAGUUCAAGUCCCCACCUAAGUACAUCAAGAGGAACAUCAGGAUCUACGAGCAUCUGAAGAAGGGCGGCUGGAGUUUUCAGUACAAGGAUAUCGAUAAUCAAUCAGGCUACGCAGAAAGCCCUCACAUCGUCAAAAUGAUCGUUGCCGUUCUAUUGGGAUCGAGUCGCGAUGCCGGUAUACUCUACCCAAAGAUGUUUAGGCCAAUCACGCUUGAAUUCCUUGCGUUUCUUUUCACCAUGGUCCAAUUCUGCAUUGAGGAAUGGUCUACAGGCCAGUGGAAUAGUGCGGAGCUCGACGAGGAUGUGCAGCAGCUAUGGUACGCUGCACAUCUCAGUCAGCUACAGGCUUGGGAGGCCUCCUCCAAGAGAGUCAAUCCCGAAAGCGAGUUUUGUGUCAACUAUCGCAAGAAGAUGUUCGACAAAGCGCUGAAGCAGGCAACGUUCAAGCCCAAGGGCGAGUCAUCGGGAGCCGGUUUCUCAGUGGAAGCUCAGAAGCGUAUCGAGGAGGAGCUCGCUAUGAGGACGGGAGAGACGGACAGUGAGGAGGGCAGUGAUAUAGUGUCAGAUUCGGAGCGAGAGAUUGACGCCCGUGUGGAACGUAGGCAGGGUGACGGUGCAUCUGCACAUGGCGCGAACGGUGUUGACGGUGCCGCCGACUCUUAA
Messenger RNA from Stereum hirsutum FP-91666 SS1, 1722 nucleotides. RefSeq lists its product as uncharacterized. The coding region runs from base 1 to 1722 and encodes 573 amino acids. Lineage: Eukaryota; Fungi; Basidiomycota; Agaricomycetes; Russulales; Stereaceae. The transcript has 13 exons. The record is from RefSeq and is a predicted model, not a curated record.